Messenger RNA from Phyllostomus hastatus (greater spear-nosed bat), 435 nucleotides. It is a transcript of the gene ADM2, whose product is annotated as adrenomedullin 2. NCBI's taxonomy places the organism in Eukaryota, Metazoa, Chordata, Mammalia, Chiroptera, Phyllostomidae. Gene Ontology annotation, biological process: positive regulation of heart rate; adenylate cyclase-activating G protein-coupled receptor signaling pathway; regulation of systemic arterial blood pressure. The record is from RefSeq and is a predicted model, not a curated record. The transcript has 2 exons. Bases 1 to 435 code for a protein of 144 amino acids.
AUGGCCCAGCUCCUGCUGGUUACCCUCGGUUGCAUCAGCCUCCUCUACCUGCAGCUCCCCGAUGCGCUGUCUGGCUGCCAGGGCAGGAGCCCGCGGCCCGCCCAGCCCAGGGCACCUCCCGCCCGGACGCCCUGCAGCAGGCUGCAGCCCCAGCACCCCGCACCGUGGCCCAAGACCCGGAAGCCAGGCCAGACCCCGCGCCUGCAGCCAUCGAGGAGUGCCAGCCUGUCCCCUGCUGCGGGCCAGCCUCUCCAGAAGGUUCCCUGCCGACCCUCGGGCCCCCCGAGGCCCAGAGCCCCGCUCCUGCGGGCGGGCUGUGUGCUGGCCACCUGCCAAGUGCAGAACCUCAGCCACCGCCUGUGGCAGCUGGUCGCCUCGGCCGGCCCCCAGGACUCGGCUCCCGUUGACCCCAGCAGCCCCCGCAGCUAUGGCUGA